Messenger RNA from Stegastes partitus (bicolor damselfish), 6239 nucleotides. Its product is annotated as histone demethylase UTY-like. Gene Ontology annotation, biological process: heart development; regulation of gene expression. Gene Ontology annotation, cellular component: MLL3/4 complex. The record is from RefSeq and is a predicted model, not a curated record. The coding region runs from base 472 to 4941 and encodes 1489 amino acids. NCBI's taxonomy places the organism in Eukaryota, Metazoa, Chordata, Actinopteri, Pomacentridae. The transcript is spliced from 30 exons. Gene Ontology annotation, molecular function: chromatin DNA binding; RNA polymerase II cis-regulatory region sequence-specific DNA binding; histone H3K27me2/H3K27me3 demethylase activity.
AAAUGCUUUUAGGGUAGUCGUGGUGUAAAAGAUGAGUGGUUUGCAGGGAGAAUAUGAAUAUUUAAGAUAAAAGAAUGAUAUCGCAGGGAGGUCAUAUGGGGGGAUGCGGACGCUCCUAUUGGCUGAAGAGGGAGGAGAGGGCGUGGCUAGAGCGGCGCGUGGGUUCGCUUGGGUGACACAAUUAUAACAACUUUAUCUUCGCGGCCGAAACGCAUUUUAUUGUCAAAUACUCACAUCUUGGAUAUUGUACUCAGUUAUUCGCAUUCAAAUAGCGGCACAAUAUCACUUUGUGAUGAAAAAUGUGACGUUUGAGGAGCUACCCGGAGAGCGCUUCUGUCCCCCCCGAAAGGAUUUACUAUAUCGAAUCGCAUCUUUUCAUCCUGGGAAAAAGUUUUUGAUCAUUUUGUUUCCUUCAGUUUUCCUUCUUUGAUUCGGCGGAGCAAACCGUUCGUCCCCGCGUCGCGAUUUUCCAUGCAAUCGUGCGGUGUGUCGCUCGCCGUUGCUGCCUGCGCUGCUGCUCGGAGUCUCGGCUCGGCUUCUUCUAGUGGUGAUGAGGGAAAGAAAAUGGCGGCGGGAAAAGCGAGUGAAACAGAGGAGGACUUUCCGACACUGACAGCCCAGGAGAGGGACAGUUUGGUCGGGAUCGACAGCUCACUGUUUGGAUUUCAGAAGCUUCAUGAAGAUGGCGCCAGAACGAAGGCCCUGUUGAUGAAGGCUGUUCGCUGCUACGAUUCGCUCAUCCUUAAGGCCGAGGGCAAAGUGGAGCCUGAGUUAUUCUGCCAGCUAGGCCACUUCAACCUCCUCCUGGAGGAUUAUCCGAAAGCAUUAUCAGCAUACCAGAGGUACUACAGUUUACAGUCAGACUACUGGAAGAAUGCUGCCUUUCUGUAUGGCCUCGGAAUGGUCUACUUCCACUAUAAUGCCUUUCAGUGGGCGAUCAAAGCAUUCCAGGAGGUGCUGUACAUUGACCCAGGGUUCUCCCGGGCCAAGGAGAUCCACCUACGCCUGGGUCUCAUGUUCAAGGUCAACACAGACUACGAGUCAAGCCUAAAGCAUUUUCAGCUGGCUUUGAUUGACUCCAAUCCCUGCACUUUGUCCAAAGCUGAAAUUCAGUUCCACAUUGCUCAUUUGUAUGAGAUUCAGAAGAGAUACCGGGCUUCCAAGGAGGCUUAUGAGAGCCUUCUGCAGACGGAGGAUCUUCCUGCACAGGUGAAGGCCACUACCCUGCAGCAGCUAGGCUGGAUGCAUCACACAGUGGAACAGCUCGGGGACAGAGCCAGCAGGGACAGCUAUGCCAUCCAGUGUCUGCAGAAGUCUCUGGAGGCUGACCCCAACUCUGGACAGUCCUGGUACUUCCUUGGCAGGUGCUACUCAAGUAUUGGGAAGGUCCAGGACGCGUUCAUCUCCUAUCGGCAAUCCAUAGACAAAUCAGAGGCCAGUGCGGAUACCUGGUGCUCUAUAGGGGUGUUGUACCAGCAGCAGAACCAGCCCAUGGACGCUCUGCAGGCCUACAUCUGCGCCGUGCAGCUGGACCACAGCCACGCCGCCGCCUGGAUGGAUCUGGGCACGCUGUACGAGUCGUGCAACCAGCCGCACGAUGCCAUCAAGUGCUACAUCAACGCCACACGCAGCAAGGGCUGCACCAACACCACCGCGCUAACCCACCGCAUCAAAUGCCUGCAGGCUCAGUUGAAUAACCCCCAGCUCAGUAGCCUACAGGGUAAAAGUAAAAUGCUCCCUCUUAUUGAGGAGGCAUGGAGUCUACCAAUCCCAGCUGAGCUAACCUCCAGGCAGGGAGGCCUGAGCAGUGCACCACAGCAGGCUUGCAAGCCCAAUCACAGUGCAGAGGGCGGGGGCUCGGGUCAGUCUCUGCCCCCUCACGUGGGCUCGCUGGGCCAAACGGAGGACCAGUCCUGCCCAGCCAAGAGGAGGAGAGCCUCCAGUCCUGCCAAGAGUGAUUCAUGGGCCAGUAAUCCAGCACAGCAGCCAGUCCCCAACUGGUACCUACCCCCACAGAAAUUACAGGCGCUGGAGCAGUUGCGGAGUAACCGGGCCAACCUGAAGCCCCCGCAGCUUCAGAUGUUGGAGCAGCUGGAGGCUCAGCUCGCCAUAAUGCAGCAGCACCAGCACCAGAUGAGACAGAACGCCUCAGGAGGUCAGGUGCGCCCCUCGCUUCCCAACGGCCCCACCGCCAACUCCCUCCCCUCCCCCAACCCCAGCCUCCACCCCACGCGGCCCCACCUCGGACCCCACCGGCCCCUGUGCCCGCCCCAGCCGCUGGCCAACGGGCCCGUGGGCUCCGGGGCACACGGACACUCGGACUCUCUCCCUGUGGGUGACAGUAGUAACAGUAGUAGUAACAGUAGUAGUAAUAAUAAGCCAGGGCCCACGGCCACAGGACCCAACGGAGACGUGCCUUACCUGCAACCUGCCGGCAGCGGCGACGCAGCACUGCUACCUCACACCUGCACAAGCACGCAAACACAGGACGCCAUGCCGCGCCAGGCCCUGCACCUAAACUCCUCUCAGGGGCUUCAGAAGGGGUCUGUUCCAAAUGCGACAGGCUCCAGCAGUGAGGGGACCCUCUCUCACCCCCAGACCCCCAACUCCACCACCCCUGUGCACCCCAACAAUCAGGUUGGACAUUCCACUAAUGCCCCAUCGCCACGGCAGCAGCCUCAUAACCACCUCCCAUCCCCUCCUUCCCUCCCCCACUCCUCUACCUCAGGUGGAGCAGGACCUGGUGCGUCCGCUACCAAAGAUGGCAACACCACAGCCGCUUCCCUCGGCAACGGGGGCUCCGAGGUUAAAACACCAUCGCCGCUGCCGUCAGCUGAUGGCAAAGCGGCGCAGGCAGAUGGCCUAGCCAAUCACGUCCACUCGGGGGAAGGCGGCAAGGUGGCAGAAAGUGGCGAGAAGCCGAGCCUUAGCGCAGACAAUCCUAGGCUAUCUGCCCUGCUGGCGGGGGGGAAGGGCCCUGAGGAGAGCGAGGGGCCGUCAGAAGGGACUGCAUCCACAGCAUCCGCCACGCCCGAGUCCCACAAGAAAAUCAACAACAUUCACCCCGCCGUCCUGCCCUCCACCCCCCACGCACAGGGCAGCUCGGCUGCCUCCUCGCCCAUCUCUGCCAUGUCCACCGCCACACCGUCACCCAAAUCGUCAGAACACACCCAAACAGGCGCUCACAGUCCCCCUACAACCACCCCCUCCACCACCGUCACCACCACCACCACCACAUCAUCAUCGUCUGCUGCACCCGCUGUUAACGGUAACGGCAAAGGAGGUAUCUCUGAGGACUCUCAAAGCCCACUGAAGGCUGAGCCACCCACCGUCACCAGUCUCAAAGCUACGCCUCCACACGGACACGGAUCCUCGUCUUCGUCGUCGUCGUCUUCAAUAUCCAUCUACCCCAGCUCCACAGACGUGCUGAAGGCCUGCAGAAACCUGGGGAAGAACGGUCUUUCCAACAGCAGCAUCCUCCUCGAUAAGUGCCCCCCGCCGCGGCUGCCCCCUCCACCCUCGCCAGCCCUGCCCAAAGACAAGCUCAACCCUCCCACGCCCAGCAUCUACCUGGAGAACAAGAGGGACGCUUUCUUCCCUCCACUGCACCAAUUCUGCACAAACCCCUCCAACCCCGUCACAGUCAUCCGAGGCCUGGCUGGAGCUCUCAAACUGGAUCUGGGUCUGUUCUCCACAAAGACAUUGGUAGAAGCCAACCCGGAGCACCUGGUGGAGGUCUGGACUCAGCUCUCGCAGCCCGCUGACGAGAACUGGGACCCGGCGGGUACCAAGAAAAUGUGGCGCUGCGAAAGCGCUCGCGCCCACACGACCAUCGCCAAAUAUGCCCAGUAUCAGGCUGCUUCUUUCCAGGAAUCGCUGCGGGAGGAGAAUGAAAAGAAGGCACUAAAGGAGCCCUCGGACACAGAGCCAGCGUCGGCAGAGAGUGCUGCACGCAAAAGAAGAGGGCCCUUGAAACACAUAAAGUUUGGAACCAACAUCGACGUGUCCGACGAAAGAAAGUGGAAACAGCAACUCCAGGAGCUCAGCAAACUCCCGGCCUUCGCUCGAGUCGUGUCGGCCGGCAACCUGCUGAGCCACGUGGGUCACACCAUCCUGGGAAUGAACACAGUCCAGCUGUACAUGAAGGUGCCUGGGAGCAGGAUACCAGGUCACCAGGAACACAACAACUUCUGUGCCGUCAACAUCAACAUUGGACCAGGAGACUGUGAAUGGUUUGCAGUACCAGAGCCCUACUGGGGAGUGAUGAGCAACUUCUGUGAAAAGAACAACAUCAACUUCCUGAUGGGCUCGUGGUGGCCCAACCUGGAGGACCUGUACGAGGCCGACGUGCCCGUCUAUCGGUUCAUCCAGCGUCCGGGCGACUUGGUGUGGCUCAACACGGGCACCGUCCACUGGGUGCAGGCUAUUGGCUGGUGCAACAACAUCGCCUGGAACGUAGGACCUCUCACCGCCCACCAGUACAAGCUGGCUGUGGAGCGUUACGAGUGGAACAAGCUCCAGAGUGUCAAGUCUAUGGUUCCCAUGGUGCACCUCUCCUGGAACAUGGCACGCAACAUCAAAGUGUCCGACCACAAGCUGUUCGAGAUGAUCAAGUACUGCUUGCUGCGGACGUUGAAGCAGUGCCAGUGGGUGAAGGAAGCCUUGGCGACAGCCGGCAAGGAAACGGUGCUGAGGCCGCGGACCAGGGACGAGCCGGCCCACUACUGCACCAUCUGCGAGGUGGAGGUGUUCAACCUGCUCUUCGUGCGCCGGGAGCUGCUGUCCAAGAAGCAGUAUGUGGUCCACUGCCAGGACUGCGCCCGGAAAGGCAGCGCCACGCUGGACGACUUCGUGGUGCUGGAGCAGCACAGGAUGGAGGACCUGAUGCAGGUCUACGACCAGUUCACAUUAGCCCCUCCUCUUCAUUCAUCUUCAUCUUGACAUUAGGUGACUCCUCUUAUCUUCUUCUGCUGUGGAGCCAUGACGCCCAUUUACAGGAACUUGUAUUAAGAUUUUAAAAAGAAAAAAAGUACAAACAUCUACAUACACGGACCAUUUCUGAUAUUCAGGAAAGCCAAGGCCGUCCCCCCCCCCCUCCCUCUCUCUCUCUCUCUCUCUCUCUCUCUCUCUCUCUCCCCCCCUCAACUCUCACCACCGCCCCCUCCCAUAUGGCUGGUCUCCAUAGCGACGGCUGGAGGCUGAGGCGGCCGAGUGUGUCUGUCUAUGCAACCUGUUUGAAGCGCUGGGGCCCGGGCCUUCCAGAAGGGGGCGCCAACCUAGCUCGAUAACAGGACUCGUUUCUCUCUUUUCCCUUCUCCCCCUCCCAGCCCCCUCUAGAGACAAUGGUUCAGCCCUGUUUUAAUGGAGGACUCAAUCAAAUACGGUUGGGAACAGGGGGGACGAGGGGGAGGAGCGGGAUUCUUAAUGCGUGAUUAAAAAAAAUGUUUUGUAGAUACUUGUUAACUGUCACAACUGGCAACACCACCCGUAAAAGACUACUGACUUGACUACCCUUCUCCCUCUCUGUCCCUUUUUUCUCGUUUUCUAUUCUGGUAACAGGAUGAAAUGUUGACUUUGAUUUCUAGAACUUCCCCCAAAUUUUCUUUGUUUUUUUUUUUUUUUUCCUUCUAAGGAGCACUAGCCUAACUGGUCUUUUUCUAUGGUAGAUAGUAAUUUUAAGACUCUUUGGACAGCAAAAUCUCCAAAAAAAUUUGUAAUGUGAAGAAUUUAGAUGAUUUUUCUUUCCUCCUUUUUUUUCUUUCUUUCCUUUUUUUUUUUUUUUUUUUUUUUACAGCUCUUAUGUUUUAUCUUCGUCUUGUUCUUUUCAAAACUGUUUUUGUUUCUUAGGUAAAAAAAAAAAAAAUCUAUAUUAAAAAUUGGAAAAAAAAAAACAUACUAGCCAAGUCACAAAGAAAAUGGGUUGCACAUAGACUUAUGGAAUUAAGUUUAAUUUGUGAUUUUUUUGUUUCGUUAUGUUUCUAAUCUUGAUGUAAAUUUACACUAUUUAUAAAUACAUAUUUAUUGCUUGAAAAUAUUUGUUGAUGGAAUGCUGUUAUUUUUUCCAGAGUACCUGCCAUUAAAUUUGAAGGAGUUUUGUCAUUUUAACACAACUCCUCUUACAUUUUCUAUAUAUAAAUAAAAUUGCUUAGCAAGCAUUGUACAGAAACGGACAUUUAAAAUUGUUUUAUUGUUUGAAGAAUGUUUUAUGAUGAGUCAAUAAACACAAAGUUGUCAAAUUA